UAUACCGCUGAUGCAUGGUGACAGAUAACUCCCUCAAAAUAAAAUAUAUUGGGGAAAAAAGGUUAUUGGCAUGAUUUUUCACUUGUUUAAAAGUAAAAACCAACAUUUUAAAAAUGAUUACUUUGUGAUUUAAUAAUUCGUGCAUGAAAGGGUUAAGAGAGGAAGUGAACAAAGGAUCACAAGUGUCACACUCCACCAAAUAUAGCAGCAAGGAAGCUAUUUAGUGCACCAGUCUUCUUCUGAUGAACUUGGGCACUGUUUGAGGCCUCAACAUAAAGUGCUGAACUUUGAUGCAGAGAUGGUUUUCUGUAGCUGUUUGUUGUCACUCUUUUUCUGGCUCACAGUUUCACCUGCUAAUGCUGACAAAUGGAGCAUUGAAGUGCCUACAUCAGUGGUGGGUUUGUCUGGCACUUGUGUGGUGAUUCCUUGUAAGUUCAGCUACCCAGCAAAAGGAAAGACAUACACAAGUUUUACAGGAGUGUGGUACACAGGGAAUUAUGAGUCAACAGUAUACCAUACAGAUACCUCAAAAAUCAGUGAAGUAUUCAAAGGUCGUACUAGCCUCACUGGUGAUUUGCAUCAAAACACAUGUUCUUUGAAAAUCAGCUCUCUGCGUAGCAGUGACACUGGGCCAUUCAUGUUCCGGAUUGAGAUUGGAAAUUUGGACAAGUACACCUAUACGGAGAAUAAAGUUUCCAUAACAGUGAAAGAGUCCCCAGAACAACCUACUGUCUCUGUGAAAGAUGAAGUGACAUCAGGGAAUUUGGUGGUUGCUACCUGCACUGUGUUACAUUCCUGUCCGUCAGACCUGCCUCGUGUCACCUGGAACCACAAUGGCAAGCACUCCAAUCCGUCACAGCCGCAAAAUCACGGUCAAUGGAAGCUUACAUCUUAUAACCUUACCUUCACUCCUUCUAGAGAAGACCAUGAUAAAGAAACUCAGCUGUUCUGCAGAGUUUAUAGGGAAGACAGUGACUGGCUUCAAAAGGCUUAAAGUUAAAUAUCCUCCAUAUGAUGUAAGUGUGGAGACUAAACCCUCAGUGAAGGAGAAUGACUCUGUAGAACUGACCUGCUCCAGUAAAAGCAACCCUCCUGCAAACAGCUACCAGUGGUUCAGCUUAAAUGCGACGCUGCUAGGAGAGAGACCCACUUAUAAACUGGAGAGAGUGUCUCGGCAUACUGAGGCAAUUUCCUGUACAGCCAUUAACACAUUGGGAAGAAACAGUUCUAGUCCACGGAAAAUUAACGUGCUAUAUCCUCCAUAUGAUGUAAGUGUGGAGACUAAACCCUCCGUGAAGGAGAAUGACUCUGUAGAACUGACCUGCUCCAGUAACAGCAACCCUCCUGCAAACAGCUACCAGUGGUUCAGCUUAAAUGGGACGUUGCUAGGAAAGAAACCCACUUAUAAACUGGUGAAAGUGUCUCGCCAUACUGAGGCCAUUUCCUGUACAGCCAUCAACUCAUUGGGAAGAAACCAUUCUAGUCCACAGAAACUUAAUAUAUUGUAUCCUCCUGAGAUUAAAAAUGAAUCGUCUUGCCAGUUUGCAAGUUUUACAGUCUGUGUCUGUAUUGUGGACUCCAACCCUCCCAGUGAAGUCAAAUGGUUUGGUCCAGAUUCCUCAAGAACCUUACCCAGCUCCAGCAUUAAACAAGAUGAGUCUCUUACCAUAUUUACAGUACAGAAUUGGCUGGGUUUACCUGAUACUGUCCAGUGCUUUGCCAGUAACAGUUUGGGAAACUCUUCUAUAACUUUGGUAGCUCCUCAAAAUGGCAUAAUAAUAUACACAGCUGUUGCAGCAGCUAUUGUGGUUGUUUCAGUUGGCGUUUUAGUGUAUGCUUUGAGAAGACACUGUGGGAACAGAGCUACACAACAGCCUGUAAGGAAGAAUGAACAGAAUGAAAUGAAGACAACCCCAAAGAAGUCUGAUUAUAAAAAUAAAGAAGAGAAAGGCAGCGAUGAAGAUACUUACACAAACUGCCCGGAAGGUCGUGUUUAUGACAACUGGGGGUAAGUACAACUUUGCAUCAGUGAGAAAACAUUUCAGUGUUUCACAACUAUUAAUGACACAGAAGUCUGAUUCUGAGAAGUGCAUCAGUUCACUUGAUAUAUAUAGGGGUGUUGUUGAUUUUGUGACUCUGUGUUUGCACAUCAGCUAGCUGUUAGAACUGACAACAACACAUUCCUGCAUGCAACAGCCAUGACUUUAAACAACACUGCAUGUGCCUAAACAUUUAUAAUUAAAAGUGAUUAUUUAGUGAAUGUAAUCUAUUUUAUUUAUGAUCUCUGUAAAAUAUUUUGCUUUUUUUUAAUUAGUGUGAUGUGAGACCAUUGCCAUCUGACUGCGCCUUGGAAGAUGACUCAGUCUAUGCUAACGUUUAACAAAAAGGACACGUGUUGCCCUAGCAGAAAUGACAGAGGCUGAGAAAGACCAAAAAAGGCAAAAUAAUAAUGUUGACUGAUGAUUAUGCGUGGAAAUGUUAAAUGCCAAAAUGUCUUGCAACUGAGAAAAAACUGAGAAAGCUUUUAAUAUGUAAAGAAUGUACUGUAUGUAUUGUAAGCCAAAAUGUUUUAUAUGCAUAAUAUAUAGUGUAAGUUUAGUUUAGUUCAGAAAAAAAGUACAAGAAUUACAGUAGUAAUUUUUUGUAAAUAUGAGUUUGAUAAAAAAAAAAAAAUCAUACAGUAAUAACUGAAGAACAAGUUAAUAUUGCAUUAAUAUAUUCAUAUUCUGUAGUAUUGGUUGGCUUGGGUGUGAAAUAAAUAAAUAAAUAAAUAAAUAAAACACAAAGUUAAACCAAUUCCUCAUUCUAUGCAAUCAAGCAGCAUUUGACUUUAAAGAUUUCCUGUUAUGUUCAAUUCUAUGUAAUGCAAUGCUUUCAUUCAUUUUCUUUUCUAAGCAAAAUAAGGCGUUUUCAAGUGUAUACUGGACACUAGUGUGCUUGUGAAAUGCAGUUGGCAUGCAUCACAUUCCUCAAUUCUACAACAGCUGGCACAGACUAUGUAUGUAGUUCCCAAUGAUCACUUCUGUUUACUAAAAAAUGAGUUUCAUUUCCUUUUCUUCUUUUUUUAUAUAACGAAAUAACUGAAAGAUUAAUAAAUCUUUUCCAUUAAACACUAA
Megalobrama amblycephala (Wuchang bream) is the source of this 3116-nucleotide messenger RNA. RefSeq names its product B-cell receptor CD22. Lineage: Eukaryota; Metazoa; Chordata; Actinopteri; Cypriniformes; Xenocyprididae. The transcript has 10 exons. The record is from RefSeq and is a predicted model, not a curated record. The coding region runs from base 834 to 2012 and encodes 392 amino acids.